UUAAGGUGGUUGGAAUGGAGGGCGAUGUUGACGAGAAAUUUAACGACGAUGACAAUUUAGGACAUUCGAGUAGUAAAACUGAGAUUGAUCCGGAAAAUGUUUUAUGGGAGAAAAAUGAUAAUGGAAAACGAAAGCGUAAACGACCACGAACCAAAGCGCUUCGACGAACAAUCAGAGAAAAGAUUGAAAUAGCAUUAUGUACGAGUGACUCGCCAAUUCAGGAUGUCCUAGAAACAGAUAUGGAUUGUAUAGUAAGUGCGCCGCUGUCAUCGAUAAUAAAGUUGUUGAAGUUAGAUACGGAUGAAUAUCGAAGGCUAAGUUGCAAAGCGCUUAUCAGCAUUGGAAAUUUCUCGAAAUUUUUUUCAAUCAUUGGAAAUUCAACAGACACUCUUCAGCUUGUGCUCAAAAGCAAUGGUCUGGAUCACGGUUCUACCGUUGUUUACGUUGACAGUUUACCUCAUGGUUGUAAAGUGGAUUUAUUGGAAAAAUGGGCGUCAGCAUUUGGGACUGUUGUAUUUGUGCAUCCCAUCAUAGAGAGAAAAAUGAAUCGAAACGGGGGUUCCACCGCAAGUAAUGUAUCCACAUCAGCUGAAGUAUCUACGUCUGCUACAUGUACCGGCAGAUUUUUUCAAAGUGCUUUCAUCAAAUUUGUGGAUGAACAGUCCCCACUGGAUUUCAUUAAAUUUCAUCAAUUGUUACGGAAGAAAGCUGCGAACAGACGGCGCAAAAAGCUAAAAUUAGAACGAAAAAAAGCAGUGAAAAAGAAUUCUAUUUCAAGGACCAGGAGCAAGAAUAAACUGCAAAAAAAGAGACGUAAGCCAAGAAAAAAACCUAGAAACAGUACUGGAAGCCAGCUGCCGAAGGUCAAAAGCGAAGAAGAGGCAAUGCAAAUUGGAGUCACCAAUGCUGAAAAACCAGCACUGGGCGUGGAUAAUUCUAGCGAUGUUGUAAGUGAUGAGGACGGAAGUUGCAAUAGACAGAGGAAACGAAAAAGACUAUCAAGUCGUGGAGUUGCUGACAUAUUGGCUAAAAAAUCCAAAACGACUGCUGAUGAAGAAAAGAAAUUUGGAACAGAAGCUAAAUUAAAUGGGUUUAAAAGUGCUGAUCCGAAAAAAGCUGUAGACAUCGGCAUAGCUGAAGAGAAUCGUGAAAUUGCGGACGUUAAAAUGGAUAUUGGUGGUCGAUUCACAACUGUCAAGAAUAUACAACAAUUGACGGUUGUAGCUGCCGGUGAAUCGUCGGAGAAAACGUUUAGAGAUGUUGGAACCGAUUUUCCCGAAGAGAUUUUAGUGAGCGAAAUUGGUGUUGCUGCGAAAAAACGAAAACGUGUGCAUCGACAAAAACGGCGAGAUGAUAAACCAAAAAAUUGCAGUCUACGUCCGAAGAAAUACUUCCAUAAUAUACAAGCAUAUUCACUGGACACAUUCCAGAAACUCCGUGCGAAAUAUCUGGAAUUGCAGAAACAACAAAUGGUUCAACUGAAAGCCAAUUUGAAAAUAAAGGGUGUACCAAGUAAGCUAUCAGGUUGGACAAAAAGGAAUGGAAAAAGAACGUGGGCGUUGUCGGCUUAUGAUGCGCGCUACAAAAUUACAUGAUGAAUAUGUAGAUCUCUCUCGUCGCAUCCCAGAAGAAGAUAAGCUUGCAGAUGUCCAAGUUGAAGUUUUAAGGGCUCUAUAAAAAUUUCUUCUAUCACUAGUCAUUUUGCUUAUGUUUGAAGUUACUUCUUCAUUUUUUCCUUUGCUUCUCGCAUUUUAUAACAUAAGAAUUGAUUCUGUAUAUGUUUUUAUAAGUGUUCAAACUUUUCGAAUUCCGAAUAUUUUUCGAAUAUGUCGAAUGACCAUGGCUUUAAGUAUUCUUGGAACUUUUGGGAAGCGUAUGAUUUAUUUGCGUUAUUACGGAAUGGAUUAAUUAUUCAUUUUAAUCAUGUAAAUGAUCUUAGCUGCGUAAAAUAAUUGUUAAUCCAUAAUCCGGUUCUAGCUUCAGAAGGCAACUUUUUUUGUAAUUUUAAAAUGCACCCCGAUUUGAAAAUUGUGUUUGUAAUGGUUGCAGUCAUAAUAAUUAGGUGAGAAUCCGUAAUUUAUCCGGUUCUAUCCGACAAUGGAAAUUCUCACGGUACUGAAUAAAACUGGUCUUGUGGAAUACGACUAAGGUUAAAUUAUACUAAUUUUUACUCCAGAAAAG
Molecule: messenger RNA, 2181 nt
Organism: Loa loa (African eye worm)
Lineage: Eukaryota; Metazoa; Nematoda; Chromadorea; Rhabditida; Onchocercidae
Exons: 9
Coding region: 15-1595 (526 amino acids)
Molecular function (GO): nucleic acid binding
Source: RefSeq, a predicted model, not a curated record